This is a messenger RNA of Macaca mulatta (Rhesus monkey), 1120 nucleotides long. RefSeq names its product nuclear transport factor 2 like export factor 1 (gene NXT1). The record is from RefSeq and is marked provisional. Gene Ontology annotation, biological process: nucleocytoplasmic transport. Lineage: Eukaryota; Metazoa; Chordata; Mammalia; Primates; Cercopithecidae.
GGCUAACCUCGCUGCCCGUCACGGGAAUGCGAGAGGGGGCGGGGCCGGAGCGCUCGCGUCUGCGCGGAGUCCGGCUAGCAGCGCGCGGGAAGCCGCGGAACUGCGCCGGAAAGUCCCCAGGCUGUGGGGCCCCGGUGACCCAGAGUAAGCCUCCAAGAAGGAAGAGGAGGGAAGAAAGGCGGCUCUUCCCGUGCCCCUACCCGAGGCCUCGGUGGGCCCACCCUGUGACCUCCGCGGCCGGCCCCUCGGUGGAGCUGCGGCCCGCGCGGGGGGCAUCCCGACCGUGGGCGCCGCGGCCCGCGCUGACCCUGGACGUCGCCGCGCAGUCCCUGAUUCCCCAAGGCAGAGGAAAUACCCUGGUGGAGCCCUUCUUCCAUAGAACCAGAAAUGGCAUCUGUGGAUUUCAAGACCUACGUGGAUCAGGCCUGCAGAGCUGCUGAGGAGUUUGUCAACGUCUACUACACCACCAUGGAUAAGCGGCGGCGUUUGCUCUCCCGCCUAUACAUGGGCACAGCCACCCUGGUCUGGAAUGGCAAUGCUGUUUCAGGACAAGAAUCCUUGAGUGAGUUUUUUGAAAUGCUGCCUUCCAGCGAGUUCCAAAUCAGUGUGGUAGACUGCCAGCCUGUACAUGAUGAAGCCACACCGAGCCAGACCACAGUCCUUGUUGUGAUCUGUGGAUCAGUGAAGUUUGAGGGGAACAAACAACGGGACUUCAACCAGAACUUCAUCCUGACCGCCCAGGCCUCACCCAGCAACACAGUGUGGAAGAUCGCAAGUGACUGCUUCCGCUUCCAGGAUUGGGCCAGCUAGUGGGGGUGGCAGAGGUCUCUGCUUCAUUCAGCCCUAGCUCUGUAGAGAAAUGCAAACCUCAACUCUCAAGGAUAUGAGGAACACAAGUUCAUUUCUGUUGUUGCGGAGACACUGCAGACUCCACUGUGCUGAGGUUGAACUCUUUUUUUGUUGCUCAAGUUCUAGGAGUCCCUUUCCUGAAUAUAUACUUGUUUGUGAUAGUUUCCUUUUCAAAGUAGUAAACUUUUCUAUUUUUCUACUUGCCCAGUAGAGACUCUGAUUCUGGAAAUUCUGACAAAUAAUUUAAUAAUACACAUGUUGCUUCUUUCCC